AAGAAAAACAAGGAAGAGAGAGGCUUUGAUAAAAAAACCAAAAAAUGGCAAAGGCUUAUCCAACACGUGUCCUCACGUUUCUGAUGUUGAUCUCGCUAAUGGCGGUGACACUGAACCUUUUGUCCACCGCAGAGGCAAAGAAGCGGAGAACAGAUGUUCCUAUAGUGAAAGGUCUCUCAUGGAACUUUUACCAGAAAGCAUGUCCGAAAGUCGAAAACAUUAUCAAAAAAGAGCUCAAGAAAGUCUUCAAGAGAGACAUUGGUUUAGCCGCAGCCAUCCUUCGUAUACAUUUCCAUGAUUGCUUCGUUCAGGGAUGUGAAGCAUCAGUGCUGCUAGCUGGAUCAGCCAGUGGACCAGGAGAACAAUCAUCAAUCCCGAACCUGACACUACGUCAACAAGCCUUUGUCGUCAUCAAUAACCUUCGUGCCCUCGUCCAAAAGAAGUGUGGUCAAGUCGUCUCUUGCUCCGAUAUCCUCGCUCUCGCCGCCCGCGACUCCGUCGUCCUAUCAGGAGGGCCAGACUAUGCUGUGCCACUUGGCCGACGUGACUCACUGGCGUUCGCGAGCCAGGAAACGACGUUAAAUAACUUACCACCACCGUUCGCCAACGCGAGCCAGCUCAUCGCCGACUUCGCCAGCAGAAACCUCAACAUCACCGACUUAGUAGCACUUUCCGGUGGUCACACCAUCGGAAUUGCGCAUUGUCCAUCUUUCACAGACCGGCUCUACCCGAACCAAGACCCAACCAUGAAUCAGUUCUUCGCCAACAGCCUCAAACGCACUUGUCCCAUGGCAAACUCGAGCAACACGCAAGUGAAUGACAUAAGGAGUCCUGACGUGUUUGACAACAAGUACUAUGUUGAUCUCAUGAACCGACAAGGGCUGUUUACUUCUGACCAGGAUCUGUUCGUGGACAAGAGGACACGUGGUAUUGUGGAGAGCUUUGCUAUUAACCAGCAGCUAUUUUUUGAUCAUUUUACGGUGGCGAUGAUCAAGAUGGGUCAGAUGAGUGUCUUGACGGGGACACAAGGAGAGAUUCGUUCCAACUGUUCAGCCAGAAACACCCAAAGUUUCAUGUCCGUUUUGGAAGAAGGCAUAGAGGAAGCUAUUUCCAUGAUCUAAAUAACCAUAAAUCUCGACCUUUUCUUUUCUUAACUCUGUUUUAAUUCAGUUCGUGGUUGGUUUGUUGAAUGCUUAAAACUAUCUGAUAAAUAAGAACGUUGCUUCAUCUCAACUUUGUUUUGUAGUGUCAUGUUUGUCGAAUGUCUAAGGACUGAUGAUGAAUAAAUAGUGUUUCACCUU
Messenger RNA from Arabidopsis arenosa, 1301 nucleotides. The record is from the annotation of a GenBank genome assembly. NCBI's taxonomy places the organism in Eukaryota, Viridiplantae, Streptophyta, Magnoliopsida, Brassicales, Brassicaceae.